Messenger RNA from Pogona vitticeps (central bearded dragon), 924 nucleotides. RefSeq names its product zinc finger C2HC-type containing 1B (gene ZC2HC1B). Lineage: Eukaryota; Metazoa; Chordata; Lepidosauria; Squamata; Agamidae. The record is from RefSeq and is a predicted model, not a curated record.
GUAAAAGAGGCAAAAGUAAACUGCCUGCUGCUUCUGUCUUCCUGAAGAAGUAUUAAAGUGGGAAUUUAGAAUCAUUGCGCUAUGAGAUGAAUUUAGUUGCUGGGAACAGAGCAAGUGCCAUAGAUGCUGGCAGCCAGAAUUUACUUAAUUGUGACAUCUGUGGAAGACAUUUUACACAAGAUGCACUGGCAAGACACGAGCCAAUAUGCAGGAAAGUCUUCCAAAAAAAGCGCAAGCCAUUCAAUUCCUUGAAACAACGACUUCAGGGAACUGACAUUCCAACCGUCAAGAGAAAGCCACCCCUAAAGAACCCACCAGAAAAAAAAUCUAACUGGAGACAGCAGCAUGAAAAUUUCAUUAAUACAAUCAGAGCAGCCAAACUUGCUACUAUAGCCAUGAAAGAAGGUCGCCCCUUGCCUCCACCCCCACCUCCAAACAUUAAUCCAGACUACAUUCAGUGUCCUUACUGCAUGAGAAGGUUUAAUGAGACUGCUGCAGAAAGACACAUCAAUUUCUGCAAAGAACAAGCAGCCAGGCGUGCCUUUGCUCCAGGCCAGAAAGGAACCAAAAUGCCCACUGGAAAACAAGCAACUUCCAAAAAAGAACCAACCUUAACAAGUGCUGUAGGAACACUGCUUCAGAACAGGUCACAGGAAAUCAGCAAUUCAAGUCACGCUGUAACAGGUCAUGCUGUAGAAAUAUCUGUUGGAACAAGACAUCAAAAAGCAGCUGGCUCUGGAAAAGAGACUGGAGUUUCAUCACAGGACAGAAGAUAAGGUGGAUUAUUUGACAGACCCCACUGCUUCUAAAUAUAGGCUUUAACAUUUUAACACCAUUGCAACUAGAGGAGCCCAGGAAAUAUUCAGUCUCCUGUCUCUCAUAUGAUGGAUCUAAGUAUGUGAUAAUAAAACAAACAAGAUCAUA